This is a messenger RNA of Schizophyllum commune H4-8, 2187 nucleotides long. RefSeq lists its product as uncharacterized. The coding region runs from base 142 to 2187 and encodes 681 amino acids. The record is from RefSeq and is a predicted model, not a curated record. NCBI's taxonomy places the organism in Eukaryota, Fungi, Basidiomycota, Agaricomycetes, Agaricales, Schizophyllaceae. Gene Ontology annotation, molecular function: protein binding. The transcript has 11 exons.
CUGCGUUCAUCUUUGGUGAAGUAGCAUCUACGCCUCGUGUGCUUUUCUGCAUCUGCCUUGGGCGCACUAAGGUCGCUUUCUUAUCGCUUGAACCUACAUAUCACGAAUCCUUUGCGGGCAUCCACGUCAGCCUCGGGUACUAUGGCACAGUCAACAGCCCGCACGCCUGAAUCUCAACCAGUCGUGGGCUCUAGCGCCCGACGAAAGCGAGACGCCGAUACGAACGAAGGACUCAUAGACGAGGAGGAAGGAUCUAUACCGCGAAGAACCAAGCGGAGGAGAAAAACGCGUGAAGCGGACGUGUCGGAGGCCGUGUCCUUUGACGAGAUGGGAGGAGCGUCAACCAGCGCGGAUGGGAAUGCAACCUCAAUUCCUGCAAAGAAAAGAAAGGCGCCAGACAGUACGAAGAAGGGCAAGGCCUCUGCCAACUCGCAGCCGCAGCGCCGACGUGUCAAGGGUAGUCUCGAACGUCUUACCGACAUGCCCUUUGACAUACUACUUGAGAUCUUCUCUCACCUCGACCCCGCCUCCUUGCUCAGCAUCACGCGGACCACAAAGGUCCUGCGCGCCCUCCUGCUCGACAGAUCUACGAUCCAAAUCUGGCGAGACAGCCUUAGCAGAGUCGAAGGCGCCCCCGGUACCCUAAUCCCCGAAACCCCAGGAUCAGGACCGCCCGGCUCCUCUAUUAAGCUCCCCGACGACCUCUCUGAGCCCGCCUUCACCGCGCUCGCCUUCGGCCACCACUGCCAGUUCUGCGCCUCUCCGCAUGGGUCGCAAGUCCUCUGGACAGCGCGGUUGCGCUAUUGCAAGAAGUGUAUUCCGGAGAACUUCAUCCACGCCCCCGCCUCCGGCGACAUGAACAAGUUCGCAUUCAAGUACCCCAUCCUGCGCAAGCCCAUGGAAGCAAGAGAAAUGAUUCCCAGUAUCGAGUGGAAGAAAAGCCCCUUCUACUUCCCCAAACCCCACGUCGAGCGCCUGAACGCCGAGUACAUGUCACUUACGGGCGACCCCGAUGCGCUUGCGAAGUGGAAGAAGGAGAAGAAGGCGGAGUAUGGGGAGGCAGAGGAGUUCUCCAACUGCUGCGAGCUCAUGGAGGCCAUACUCUCUGACCAACGCAUCAGGAAGCAGGGGGAGAUGCGCAAGGAUAGGCAGGCGAGCAUCGAGUCCCGCCUCCGCGCCCUCGGCUUAGGCGCCGACUUCGACUACGCGAAGAGUCGCGUUAUGCUCGAGGGAAUGCCCCAUUGGAAGAAGACGCAGCCGGAGAUGACGGACAAAGCCGACCCCCCGCAGGACCCAUGUCGUCCUCAAACAGGUCUCCCUCAAGACCGACCACAGGCCCUUCAUUCGCCGGACGCAGUUUGCUCGUCCAGGUACAUCCCGGCAGCCGCGUUGGUCGUAUAUAAGAGCGAUUCACCCUCGAGGAAGACGUCCCAGCCCUCUUCAACGAGUAUCCAUCCGCUACCUCAUCCACGCCCUUCGAACAUGUUCGCUACCCUCCUCCCCCUCACCCUCCUCGCCACCUCCCUCACCCGCGCCUCCCCCCUCGAGGACCGUAGCGCCUCCCCCCUCGAGGAUCGAAGCACCUCCCCCCUCGAGGAUCGAAGCGCCUCCCCCCUCCAAAAGCGCGCCGGCAUCUGCGACUCGGCGCCCCUCGACGCGCCCGCCGUGGAGAUCUCGCAGCACGGGGAUUCAAGCAAGGUCUGGUGGGUGCGCGACACCAGCGACUACUUCUUCGACUACGUUGAUCUGGAGCCCGAAUCCACCAACGCCACCCAGCACAUCUACCACACCUGGUACCUCCAGCGCGUCAACACGCAGUACGACUUUGUGCGGUACGAUGACCAGUUUGCGUUGGUGUCCGCCAUCGCCAUAAAAACCAAAGCCAUCUCCACCAACGGCGCCAACUCGCUCUACGGCCGCCAAUACACGACCCUCCCGGACGACACCGAGGGCGAGAUCCUCGCGAACAAGGGGUUCGCGUGGACGAUGUCAUGCGCGACGUGUGCGGACGAGUUGUGCUUGAGCUGUGGUACGGGCUCAAGUGAAGGAAGCAAGCUCGAGUCGUGCACCUUCAAAGAGCCCUUCGCCGGCAACUGCAUCACGACGCAGGCGAACGGGACGCUGACGGCGCUGCCGUGCGACGGGUCGGCGGAGCAGCUGUACGAUGUGCAUGUGGUGGAGGCGUGA